UCAAAUAUGCCGGUCCUCUUCAAGUGAAUUCAAAGGAUGUACACUCGUUCAGAAAAUGUUGACUCAGAUGGUUUGUUAUUGCAAGUUUCCUGGCAUGGAUACUGUUGGAGAGACCAGGAGAUCCCACGACAAUCUUCGUUUAACGCGGUCCGGGUUACGUCACCAGGGCCGUGGACAAGUUCGAAGUUUUCCAUGCACGUGACAUUCUCGUUCUCUCCCCGAAUCCUCGUCUUUUAUCCGGCGCAAAUUUCAUCAGCGACAUCUAGUCACAGUGGUGUUAGCAGCCGAAAAUUCCACAAUGUAUUAUGCUGAGUUUAAGAUACGCGUAUAUUUCAUGGAGCAAUGAUAUCAACGCGUGUGGACCCGCGUUCUUGGAUCGAAAUUCACAUCUUAUAACAUGUCUGUUCUUGGGGCCUCGUUCUCUCUUCUCUCUUCUCUUCCUCUUCCUCUUCCUCGACCUGAUCUCUAUGAGUGACGAACAUCAACCUUGGACCUAUGUCUGGAUACCCAUUCUUGGGGGUUUCGUGUGGUUCUCUACCCUACUAUCCAUGCUGAUAACAUGGCUGGCCACUGGGCGACCACAUUACGUGUCUAUGCAAGGUUCAAUCGCAUGCAUAUCUGAUAUUGGCGCCGAUAUUCUCAAGCCUCUCUUCAUAGUUGGUUGUACUAUAACCGCUGUGUGCUUCUUCUUGUCCUUAUGUAUCGAGCGGGGCUUAAGACAUGUUGGCCGCUUAGUGCCUUACAUGCGCGCUAGGGAACGGGUUUUUGGAUAUCUGUCGAUAUUUGGCUCGUUCAUUGGGAGCUGUGGGAUCAUUCUACUAUCGAUCUUCGACACAAAACGCUACACAUCUCUUCAUCAAGUGUUCUUGUUCAUGUUCAUGCUUGGCGUUGCCAUUAGUGUUAUCUUUACUGUUAUUGAGUUCCGAUGGCUCAGCAGAGACUUCCAACAUGUCAGGACAUUGAAGAUAGCAUACCUCGCCAAAGCUAUCAUAGCGACCCUCCUUAUUCUCUUGGUCUUUGCAUUCGCAAUUGCAUAUUACCAAAGUCCUCAUGUCGGAGCCAUCCUUGAAUGGAUCGUCGCUUUCGGUUUCACUCUCUAUCUUUUAACGUUCGUCUUUGACUUGAGGCAGUCAAAAGGAGUGCAGCGUAGGCAACUUAGUGCCGAGAAUUUACGGCGCGCAAUAAUGAUAGGUUAA
Messenger RNA from Desarmillaria tabescens, 1196 nucleotides. RefSeq names its product Frag1/DRAM/Sfk1 family-domain-containing protein. The record is from RefSeq and is a predicted model, not a curated record. The transcript is spliced from 7 exons. The coding region runs from base 306 to 1196 and encodes 296 amino acids. Gene Ontology annotation, cellular component: plasma membrane. Lineage: Eukaryota; Fungi; Basidiomycota; Agaricomycetes; Agaricales; Physalacriaceae.